Molecule: messenger RNA, 1407 nt
Organism: Megalops cyprinoides (Indo-Pacific tarpon)
Lineage: Eukaryota; Metazoa; Chordata; Actinopteri; Elopiformes; Megalopidae
Gene: drap1
Product: DR1-associated protein 1 (negative cofactor 2 alpha)
Exons: 7
Coding region: 305-997 (230 amino acids)
Biological process (GO): positive regulation of transcription by RNA polymerase II; negative regulation of transcription by RNA polymerase II; transcription by RNA polymerase II
Cellular component (GO): negative cofactor 2 complex; nucleus
Molecular function (GO): protein heterodimerization activity; RNA polymerase II general transcription initiation factor activity; transcription corepressor activity
Source: RefSeq, a predicted model, not a curated record
CCGACAGGAACCAAGUAAAUCGCCAGUUACCUAACACUCAGCGGACCACGAAUGUCGAAGAAAUUAAAAGUUAUUGAGAUAUUUUAGUGCCAUUCGGUUCCUGGGAUAAUUGUAUUUGUGGUGGUGCACUGCCCCACCGGAAUGGUAGUAUAGGCGAGAGGGCAAACCUGUCGUGCAGCGAGAUCCCGCGGAGUCCCAGAAACUCCCCGAGAGGAGGCGUUGCUACCUGGGACCGUGUCAGAAGAGAAGGGGGAAAUAAUAACAAAAAUAAGAAUCAUUAGAAAUAUAAAAAUUAGUUAUUAAAAUGCCGAGUAAAAAAAAGAAAUACAACGCCAGAUUUCCUCCGGCAAGGAUUAAGAAGAUCAUGCAGACGGAUGAAGAGAUAGGGAAAGUGGCCGCGCCAGUUCCUGUCAUCAUCUCACGGGCUCUUGAGCUUUUCCUGGAGUCCCUUCUGACAAAAGCCUGUCAAGUCACACAAUCGCGGAAUGCAAAAACCAUGACGACAUCACAUCUAAAGCAGUGCAUUGAGCUGGAGCAGCAGUUUGACUUCCUGAAGGACCUGGUGGCGGCAGUGCCAGACAUGCAAGGGGAAGCUGAGGACAACCACACCGAGGGAGGGGAGAAAGUGUCCCGCAGAGGCCGCAAGCCGGGGUCGGGCCGGAAGAACGGAGGAGCUGGCACCAAGGGCAAGGACAAGAAGCAGUCGGGGACGGAGUCUGAGCAGGAGGAGGACUCCGAGGACAGUGACAUGGAUGGGGAGGAGGAGGAUGAUGGGUCUCGGUCCAGCACAAACCUGCAGCCUGCGUCCCGGUUCCAGAGCUCUGGCAUCAGCCCGGACCUGCAGCACCAGUACCUCCACACAGCUCCACCCGCGCCGGGCCUGGCCAUGCCCGUGGGCCCCUUCGCCCCUCACCCUUCCCUGAUGGGCUCUGCGCCACCCCCGCCCGCCCCCCUGCCUCACAAUGAUGACAAUGAUGACGAAGACUAUGACUCAUAGCUGCCCCGCCCCCUGCCCCCCGACUCUUUUACACUUUACUUUGUUUUAAUUUGACGGCAUUGGGGCGUGGGAGAAGUCAGUGGGGAAACCCAGCUGCUCCAGGGAAGAAGGGGGUGUGGCCAGGUGUCUCCUCCUCUGAUGAGUAAUAAUUUGUAUAUUAUGUGUUUUACCAUUGAUUCCACCCCCCCCAGUUUUCUUUACACUUUAAAUUGGCUUUGCUCCUGUGUAAUUACAUGCUUGUCUACAAUGUCUGUGCUAUGUAAAUAUACUUAUAUAUGAUGUGAUUGCACAUGUAUGUACAUAAUACUUACAUUGUAUGUACAUAUGUAAUUGCACAGGCACAAAGCCACUGUAGUGUACAGUGCAACCUUUUUUAAUUCUUUAUCAUGGAGAAAAAUUGAACUGAGUUU